AUGGGUGGACUGGAUGCUAAUAGUUCUGCUUCCUUCUCGGUCCAAGGAAGUGGAUCUCCCAGUGCAACCACAACCAAGAAAGCCAACGAGAGCAGACCAAGCUUCAGUUCUGCUGGCAACGACACAACUUCGAUUCGCACAUCGUCAACGACGAAGAUUGGCAAUGAGGCAAGUUCAAACGCCGAUUCCUCCCAGGGGAGUCAAGAAAAAGAGCUCGAUACCAAAAUGUCUCAGCUCGGAUUAUACGGACGCCAGAAGGAGACGAGAACGAUUCGAAAAUGUCUCGAUGAUCUGGUCUCUACCGGAAAAAACAAACUUGUAUACAUUUCAGGACUCUCAGGAACUGGUAAGACAGCUCUUGCUGCCACUGUUGCCGAUUCCGUUGUAAGUAAGAAUGGAAUCUUCGCCAUGGGCAAGUUCGACCAGAAGCUGCGCGAUGAGCCAUAUGCUGGCAUUGCAGCUGCUGGACGCCACAUCUGCGGUGAAAUACUGCAUCGUAAGAACUCAUCCGAGCACAUGGACUUUGAAGAUAUUCGCAAGAUGAUCAUGAAGAAUGUCGGAUCAGAGUUGUCCACACUCGCCAUGAUCCUUCCCGAGAUCGAAGACAUUGUUGGUUCGUCUGAACUCCUCCUGGCGCAGGAAGAUAGCGCCGGUGGCGACUUUGGAGCCAACAAGGAACGUCUCAACAAUGCGAUUCGUACCUUCUUUCGCACUGUGGCAACCUUCUUCAAGCCUCUAGUGAUGGUCUUGGAUGACAUCCAGUGGGCCGACUUGACGUCCAUCAACCUUAUGCAAGUAUUGAUGACCGAUGAAUCCAGCUCCAACUUUAUGCUUAUUGCCCUCUACCGAUCCAACGAAGUCGAUCAGACACACGUGGUCAGCAAGAUGAUCGAGACUCUUGACGAGAAGCAAAAGGAGUAUGAUUUCGAUACUACAAAGAUUGAGGUUGGUGAUCUCAAAAUGCAGCAGGUGGACGAGAUCUUGGUGGAUCUGCUACACCUGCCUAGCUAUCGAACGUCCGACCUGUCAGAGAUCAUCCACCGAAGGACUGGAGGCAACGCAUUCUUUGUAUUGAAUUUUAUCGACAUGCUCAAGAAUCAACAUCUCGUGGUAUACUCCAACGUUGAAAAGUGUUGGGUGUGGGACGAAACCGAGAUUGAGCUGGAGACCAUUGCCACCGACAACGUGGUGGAUAUUUUGAAGCAACGCAUGAAGAAUCUGCCCAAGCGAAUGCGAGAGGUACUCCAACUCGCAGCAUGUUUAGGUGCAAGCUUUCAAGAGAGUGUCUUGUCCAGGGUUGUCACCGAUUACUUUGCAAGCCAACAAGAUGCUCCCAAGUCCGGUCAGCUGUCGAAAUGGUUGACGAAGGCCGUUGAGGCUGGUUUCGUCAAAAUGGACAACGUUGGAUAUCGCUGGAUUCACGAUAAGGUCCAAGAAGCAGCUCUUUCGAUCGCCAGUGGUACUGAUCUCACCAAGAUGCGCUUCCAAGUUGGUAAAAUCUUGCUGCGUCGACUUUCAAGACAAGAAAUGGACCAGGCCUUGUUUGUUGUGGUAAAUCUACUGAAUGUCGGGAUCGGAACAGAGGUAUCAUCGUCCGCGUCUGCUGUCACCUUUGCUGAGCUGAACCUACGGGCAGCGCAACGAGCCAUGAGACUAUCUGGGUUCGAGAUCGCCGCUAGUUACUCAGACAUUGCCAUUGGACUCCUUCCAGGUGGCCACUGGCAGUCCCAGUACAAGUUGUCCUUGAAGCUUUAUACUCUAGCCACCCAAGCGCAUGGAGUCCUCGACAAUGUGGAAACGAUGCAAUCCUUGUACGACGAAGUGCUGGGACAGCCAGGUAUUCCGCUCAAGGAUAGGCUCCCGUUGUACUAUGCAAUGCUUGAGUCUCUAUCCGGAAGGGAUCUACAGGCUGGAAAAGAACUUGGCUACGAGGUAUUGGAGCAAUUGGACCACCCUCUGAUGAAACCUGGAGGAAAACAAUCAAUCUUCAAGCGCUUCAAUAUCGUCAGAGACUACGACAGGAAUCUGAAUCCAGAGACGGCGUCGACCCUUCCAGUGAUGACUGAUGCAAAUGCUCUAUCAGCGAUGAAAAUCCUGUCGACGUUGUUGGUUUUGACAUACAUGACGAACAAGGCAGAGCUUCCAACAGUUACUUCGAAGAUGGCAUCUCUUGUGAAUACCUUUGGAGUCUGCGAUGAAGCUGGCAAUGCCUAUGUCUUUCGAGGAACUUACGCCACCGAUCUCAGGGUGAUUGAUGCGCACGGGAAGUUUGCCAAAGGAAUCAUGGAUCGUUCGAAGGACCGCUACUCGAAGGCAGCGUCAAGAAUGUACGUCCUCUGUAUGAUGAGUCACACCCGGGACAUCCGCUGGGUUUUGAAGGGCUACGAAGAGAAUUAUCAUUAUAGUUUACAGGUCGGGGACAUCCAAGCGGCGUUGUAUUCAAACAUGCUCCUGCUUUACUAUGCACUUGUUAGUGGACAUUCUCUCAAGUCUACUGCAGCCGAGGCCCGUAACAGAAUUCGAAGUCUUCAGCGAAGGAAUCGUGGAUGGCAGGUUGGUCUGAUGACGAUUUUGUGGCAAGGAGUAUUGAACAUGCAAGGGCAGUCAGAAGACCCAUUUGUGCUGAAGGGCGAAGCCAUGGAUGAGACAGCCAUGCCUCCGGCGUCACCUGACACUGUAGAUGGGGCCUUGCGACUUGGAAUCAAAGCGAUAAUCUUUGCUUUCUGUGGCAACCACCAAGCAAAUGCUGAUGAGCAUAUGGAUCAGAUCCAGGCUGCCUCAAUUCAAAAUGCAGGGAACUCAAUUGGCUUUUGGUUCGAGAUCUAUACUGCCAUCUCUUGUUUGCAUUGUGCCCGUUCUGCUUCUGGGCGUCAAUGUCAAAAGUACAAACGAUUCGGAAAACACAUCAGCAAGAAGGUGAAGAGAUGGAUUGCCCAAGGUUGUGCGAACGUAAAACAGCUUGACCUCCUUUUGGACGCAGAGCUUGCCGUGUUGGCUGGCAACGACAAGAAAGCUGGUCAAUUGUACAAGAAAUCCAUCAAGACCGCCGAACAUAUGCCGCGAGUGAACGAUGCUGGACUAGCAUCUGAACGAUAUGGAGAGUACUUGCUGGGAAUAGGCGAUACGGAAGGGGCCAGAGAAGCUUUAUCAAAAGCACUCGAAUUCUAUUCGCGUUGGGGAUCGGAUUUGAAGGUCGAGUCCAUUCGUUCGAAGCAUGAAGAAUUGCUAAGGCCAUUGGAUAUAUAG
Messenger RNA from Cylindrotheca closterium, 3246 nucleotides. The record is from the annotation of a GenBank genome assembly. Lineage: Eukaryota; Bacillariophyta; Bacillariophyceae; Bacillariales; Bacillariaceae.